AUGGACGACGUGUUCGACCUCGUCGACCGCAUCGAGGAGCAGUGCAUUGUCCAGGGCCAUGCGCAGGGCGUCGAGGAAGGCCGCCGCCUCGGCUUCCAAGAAGGCAACGACUUGGGCGAGGUCAAAGGCUACGAGAUUGGCAGCGAAGUCGGCUUCUACCAUGGCUGCUACCUGCUCUGGAGCGCAAUGCUACUUGCUGAUGCGUCGUCGCUGCCGCCGAGAGCGGUCAAGUCGAUCGAGUCGCUCGGCCAGCGCAUUCGCAACUACGCCCUCGUCAACAGCCUCGAUGAGAAGAUCCACAUGGACCUGCAGCUCAUUCGCGCCAAGUUCAAGGUCGUGACGUCGCUCCUCGGGCACCCGUCGCUCGUCUUCAACGAGCAGAAUGUCCUGGACCACAAGAACAUGUCCUUCUAG
Molecule: messenger RNA, 414 nt
Organism: Saprolegnia diclina VS20
Lineage: Eukaryota; Oomycota; Saprolegniomycetes; Saprolegniales; Saprolegniaceae
Exons: 4
Coding region: 1-414 (137 amino acids)
Source: RefSeq, a predicted model, not a curated record